Daphnia pulicaria is the source of this 2979-nucleotide messenger RNA. Its product is annotated as stress-activated protein kinase JNK-like. The transcript has 11 exons. Gene Ontology annotation, biological process: JNK cascade; protein phosphorylation. Lineage: Eukaryota; Metazoa; Arthropoda; Branchiopoda; Diplostraca; Daphniidae. Bases 427 to 1635 code for a protein of 402 amino acids. The record is from RefSeq and is a predicted model, not a curated record. Gene Ontology annotation, cellular component: nucleus; cytoplasm. Gene Ontology annotation, molecular function: ATP binding; JUN kinase activity.
UUGUUCACAGCACCCAACACAUAGACAUAGAAACAUUCACUGUCGGCCAUGACUGUAUGACAGGUGUAAUAAGCUGAAUGUUAAAGUGUUUAUUCUUAAUUUCUCGUCCAGUAUUUCCGACUUGAACAAUUUGUAGUGCGUUUGACGUUCAAGUCACAUUGUUUUAUUGAAAAAAGAAUAGUCCAAAACAAACCGGUAGUUUGAUGAAACUCUAUUGAUAUUCGUUCACGAAGAUAUUAUAAUUGUUUUAAGAGUGAUUUAGUUUAAAGAAAGCAACGGAAGUUAUUUUCGUUAAAAUUGGUAUUCGAGUUUCUACCAUUGUCUCACUUCUUUUGCCACAGGUCAAUACGAUUGAAGAGGGGCGGCAUCGUCACACUCAAGCACUCAAGUACACCGGUGGGAAAUCACCAGGAAUCGUGGGCUCAAAUGGCGUCCCGAUUAGCCAAUCAGUUCUACACGGUGGAGGUUGGCGAUACCAAGUUUACAAUCCUGCGGAGAUAUCAAAGUCUGAAAGCCAUCGGCUCCGGAGCCCAGGGAAUCGUCUGUGCCGCCUGGGACACAGUUACAGGACAGAAUAUUGCCAUCAAGAAGUUGAGUAGACCAUUUCAAAAUGUCACUCACGCUAAGAGAGCCUAUCGUGAAUUCAAACUAAUGAAAAUGGUUAACCACAAAAAUAUCAUAGGUUUGCUCAAUGCUUUCACGCCGCAAAAGUCGAUAAGCGAGUUUUCCGAUGUUUAUCUGGUAAUGGAGUUGAUGGAUGCCAAUCUUUGCCAGGUUAUUCAAAUGGAUUUGGAUCACGAGAGAAUGUCGUACCUGCUUUAUCAGAUGCUUUGCGGAAUCAAACAUCUUCAUCUUGCUGGAAUUAUUCACCGAGAUUUGAAACCCAGCAAUAUCGUCGUGAAAUCAGAUUGCACAUUGAAAAUUCUCGACUUCGGAUUGGCAAGAACAGCGGGAACGAAUUUUAUGAUGACCCCUUAUGUCGUUACCCGAUAUUAUCGCGCACCAGAAGUGAUUCUCGGUAUGGGCUACAAAGAAAAUGUUGACUUGUGGUCUGUUGGCUGCAUCAUGGGUGAAAUGAUCCGUGGCUAUGUUCUUUUUCCUGGCACUGAUCAUAUCGAUCAGUGGAACAAGAUUAUCGAACAACUAGGAACUCCGAGUGCAGAAUUUAUGAAGCGCUUACAGCCUACUGUCCGCAGCUACGUCGAAAACAGGCCCAAAUAUCCGGGCUACGCCUUCGAAAAGCUUUUCCCGGAUGGACUCUUCCCCGCCGAAUCAUCGGAACAUAGUAGAUUAAAAGCUAGCCAAGCCCGCGAUCUGCUCUGUAAGAUGCUUGUAGUCGACCCCGAGAAGCGCAUUUCGGUCGAUGAAGCCUUACUGCAUCCGUACAUUAGUGUUUGGUACGAAGAUGGCGAAGUCAAUGCACCUGCCCCUGGUCCGUACGAUCACUCGGUGGACGAUCGUGAGCACACAGUGGAUCAGUGGAAAGAUCUUAUCUACAAGGAGGUCAUGGAGUAUGAAGCCGCCCAUUCCACCCCGACUUAUGCACCCAACAUCCGCCAGGUUACCACUCAUGCGGAUGAAACUGAUGGCAACUCUGAGCGCGAUCGUAAUUCUGGGACAGCAGCCAAACGGUAGAAGCAGCGUCAGUUGAGUUUCUAUUAAAAUCCUCUAUUACUCCAUCUCUCUCUAUUCAACUUCUACACACUCACACACACACACACACACUCUUCUUCCGCCCUGCUCCUCCUCUGCCACUCAUGUACUCUCCGUGUUUCCGUACCAGUUUCCCUGCCCUCCCUGAAAAAGAACCCUACCCCCAUAACAAUGAGGAGAAAUGUUAAGUGGCGUGUUUUCAAAUUUAAUGAAGUAACAUUGGUUGGAUUUUGUUUAUUGGGCGUUAGGGAGUCAAGUAAGGAGCCGAUGGAAGCCAGUAAUCCACAAAACAACAUCGGUUGAAACGGGGAAUACGAAUCGAAAUUUUUUAAAAGCGAAAAGGAAACCAAACAUCUUACCGUUUAGGGUGGGGGUUGGGUUUAGCCUGUCAUUGGAGAAACCUGUAGCUGCGCAUAAUCUAUGCAAGAAGAUCUUGUUGUCAGAUCGAUGGCUUCCGGCGUGGGUUUUUUCUGUCCUUUCUGGUGGUGUGCAAUAAAAGUCAAGAUGUGAGUAGAAAGAACAGCUGCACCAGGCCCAUAGUCAAGUACAUUUGUAAAAGCUCGUUCACCGAAAAUGUGAGCGAGUUUCUCUUAUAUCCAUCUCUUUAUUUUCACAUUUCUUUCUCUCUUGUUUUUCUGAUUCUUUUACUUUACUAUCAACACUGCUCUUCAUCCUCUUUUUUUUAUCAUUCUAUCACGUGCAAUAGUGUUGUUUGAUGAUCCCACUCUUGCUUUCCUCUUAUUAUCCAAUCGUGAAUCGUGUAAUGUAGUCAGCGAGUGGGGAUCCAUGGCGACCGUCUCCUGCACUCUUGUUCCAGUCCUCACUCCCUCCUCGUCUCCCUCCUCCCUCCCACCUUAUACUUUUUAUAUGAAAGGAAACUUGCGCUUUCCACUCGAUUGUUUCGGUUUGGCCGUCUUUAAAAUUUACUCCGCGUUUCAUGAAAAAGCUCGAUGAAAACAAAAAUACGGUGAACAUUCCACAUCCCGAUGGUCAUCAUCUCGUACUUUGAGAGUGAAUAAAUUAAUAAAACCGCGACCUCACCUUUAAAAAAACAAAAUUAAAAAAGCAUACAUUUAUGGAAUAGUGAAAGAAGGGAAAAAGGACAUAGCAAGAGACGUCGUAUUAUGUAUUUAUUUAUUUUUAUUAUUACCUUUUUUCCGUUUGUGUUAUGUCCUCGAGGUCUCAAAAGACGCCCAGCUAUCCGUCGGUUACAUUUGUUUGAGUAUUGUUUCAUUUGCUUGUGUUUGAGUAAAAUGUGAGAAACGCUUCCCCAUAUAUUUAAAAGAUUUCGAUGGAGAUACCAGUCUAAUAAAUGAUGCGAUGGAA